UUUGCAAAUAGUCAGAAGGUACGAUGUUGAAGACACUUGGCAUUGAUGACUCCUCCCCUCCUUCAGGCAUGUAUAAGAGAGGUCGUUGGUCCUCUGGAGGAGUUAUUGCUUAUCUAUACUCUUGUGCACCAAGGUGUUGGAACACUUAGCCGACAAGAUGUUUUUCCUUAUAGUCUUGGUACUAGCUGCGGUUUGCACUACCCAUAGCAUGCCUCAGCGCGAAACUCCACAAAUCUCAUCCCGGAUUGGUGAAUCCAAGCAACUUCUUUACGUUCCUGAGAGACAGCAAUAUACUCCUGAGUUGCAGUACGACCUGUCGCUUUUAGACCCUCAGUUCCACGUUUCUUCAUACAAUUUUAUCGGAGAUAAACAACAUUUCCCGAGAGUACAACCACAAAUCGUUUUAAUUAACGGCGGCGGCGCGAAUCCUGGCCAAUUCCUCCUCCAACCUGGCUCCCCCCCUGGCAACUUCCUUGUGCCCCAACCCGGCCCCAACGUAAUCCUCAGGGACCCUCAAGCGCCCCAAAGACCCGUCUUCGUCGCCGGGUACCCCAAACCGGCCCAUAUUCCCCCUAUUGAGAAGGAUGCCGAAGAAGUACCAACCAAUCCAGCAAAAAUUCCACCACUUACACCCAAAGGAGACAAAAAACCUGAAAAACUAGAAACCUUUGAUGAGAUUGACAAUUCAAAGAAACAAGCAACUGAAGCUGAAGUUCUUGCUGCAGCUGACCGAAAUCCGGCCUUCAACACCAGGACGAAUUUGCGUCCAGGACAGAGAUUUUUCAUUCUUAAUGGCCAACCUCUCUUCUCCAAUUUCCCCUACAACAAUCAGAUUUAUCCCGGGAUUAAUCCCAACCUGAAAUAUGCUCAAGUAACUCCCAAUUUCGUCCCUCAAACUCCUGCCAAAAAUAUCUCUCCCUUCCAAAACGUCCUUUUCAGAAACGCUCCAGUCGAUAGUACACAAAAACUAGCCAGUAGUGAUUUUCACCAAUCCUACCCUGAAAAUUUAGUCCUCCUCAACCAACCCGGAAUUUUCCAGGACGACCUAAUUUUCAGGAGUCCUGCUCUUCCUUUGAAUCUCCAACAGAAGCCAAAAGACGAGCCCCAACUCCGAGAAAAUGAAAACGGUUUUGGACUUUUCCACUUGAAAAACAAUGAGGAGCAAGAGGAUGAUACUGUUAUAAUUGACGCAAAAGAGCAACAAGACGGAACCGAUGGUAAUAACAAUGAGCAAGACACCGAGGCUGAAGUGGUUUCAGCUGCUGAUAAACCAGACAGCGAGCCUACCAUUUCCCAAGCUCAACCAGGGGCUAUAGCCCUUGCCGGCCCUGGCGGAGUCGCAGCUGCUGCCCCUCGAGGGACCGCGUUUGUAGGGAAGGAAGGAGUUGCCGUUUCGAGUCCUCAAGCUACUGCCGUUGCGGGUCCCAGCAAGGACGCAAUCCAGGAAAAUAAGAAUAAAAAGCAAAACAAGAGAAAGCAAUGAUUUUUGUGAUAUUUAGAUGAUUUCGAAUCGCUGAAUUAAAAUAAAAAUGAUGGUUUUAUUUUUAAACUACAUAUUUAUAAGAAUUUGGAAAACGAAUGUGGUAAUUUUUGUAACUAUUACCAUGUAAUUAUAAUUAGAAAUGUAAAACGUAAUGAAAUAAUUUUUUAAUAAA
Molecule: messenger RNA, 1655 nt
Organism: Tribolium madens (black flour beetle)
Lineage: Eukaryota; Metazoa; Arthropoda; Insecta; Coleoptera; Tenebrionidae
Exons: 4
Coding region: 158-1483 (441 amino acids)
Source: RefSeq, a predicted model, not a curated record